Molecule: messenger RNA, 2533 nt
Organism: Pomacea canaliculata
Lineage: Eukaryota; Metazoa; Mollusca; Gastropoda; Architaenioglossa; Ampullariidae
Product: cytochrome b-245 light chain-like
Exons: 6
Coding region: 216-725 (169 amino acids)
Biological process (GO): superoxide anion generation
Cellular component (GO): NADPH oxidase complex
Molecular function (GO): heme binding
Source: RefSeq, a predicted model, not a curated record
GUUGGAUAGGGUUUGAGACACCUAGUGCCGAGUGUUGCCCACAAACACUUCCUCUGUUGUCUUAUUUAAUGCACAUGUAAACCCAGCAAACGUGACUUUGUUACAUUGCUACAGAGAGGGAGAAAGCAGGGGAAAUACUUAUCAAGGGUAGUGAUGGUGUGUUUUCAUCGAGAGAGAAACAAUUACAGUUCUUUUUAAACCAGUGUCAGUCAGAGAUGGGGAAAAUCGAAUGGGCUAUGUGGGCAAAUGAACAAGCACUUGUGAGCAGUGUUGUUGUCUUCCUUGGAGGUGUUUUGGCAGUUGCAGGCCAGUUCAAGUAUUGGCAGUUUGGAGCUUAUGCCAUAGCAGCGUCAGCAUUUGUAGCUAUCCUUGAAUAUCCCAGAGGCAAGCGACAGACUGGGAGAACAGUUCAGCGAAAAUUCCAGUAUUGCUUUACUGUGGUUGUGAGAACUGGUGGUCUUAUAACUCGAAACUAUUUUGUGAGAUUUAUACUGCACCUGCUACUCAGUGUAGCUUGCUGCUUUCACCUGUCUACGCUUCUUGGAGGCAUCUGUUUUAUGAUUACAAGUGCAAUAUACUUGAUGGCUGCAUUUAAAGGAGAAGAAUGGACUCCAGUUGAAAAAGAAAAGGACCCAGAAGAAGACAAUGAGCCCAAUAUUAUACCACAACCAAGAAAACCACCACCACGACGCCCACUUCAGACAGAAGCAGAUAAUCAGCUAUGAUAGACACAAAUCAAUUCUGUGAGAAUUAUUUUUGUGUAACACAUACUCUUUGAUAUCCAUAAGUCUGGUAUAAAUCUGCAUAAUGUUUGCAUGGGAUAGAGAGUACAGAGGAAUUACAUAUCACUAUGUAAGUUGAGUGAGAGAGUGUGCAAGAGUAAACAGUAGGAAGCCAGAAUCUAGUUGAUAUCUAUCAUCUGUUUUUGAUACUGUCACAGACCUGCUGUUUUAUUUUUAGCUGGGAAGGGGAUAAGAAAUGGAGGAGGGGGAAAGGUGCAGAAGGCCAGAGAUACUGCUGAGUCAUGAGAUGACCCAGUUUUUUAAUUAAGGGUUGCUGAGAGGUUGAAAUGUGAAGGGUAGGGUGGAAUGAAAAAGAGAGUUUUGUUGUGGUUUAAUUUAAUUAUGUGGUGGUCUCUCCCUAGAUUGGGGGUAUGGGGGCAAUCUCUUUGGUGUGUAAGAGUCCUGACCAGACUUUAGAGGGAAGUUUUUCAAAUUGAACCUGUUCAGGCAAGUCUGUUUUAAAAAUGGUGGUUGAUAUCUUUUGGGUGUUUGUAAAUAAAUGGUGGGAUUUUUUCUUUUUUUUUUUUGAGAGGGUGAUUUAUAGUUUUUUCCUGUAUGAUGUAAAUAGCUGAAAGUAGGUUAUUGUUUGGGGGAAUUCUUUAGUAAAUGAUAUCUCAAUUUUUAAAGACUCGUGCUUUUCUGUCCAGAUUUAUUUUUAUUUCUUCUUUUGGCUGUCUGCUUUAUGUUUAUCCAUGGCUGAAUUGUACCAAGUUUCGGGAAGGGCAGCAGAGUGGAGGCUUCAUUGGGGACUGCAUCAUAGGAAGCGAACAUUGGAUUUUUGAUGGGAGAGAAACUGUGUUAAUUUGUUUGGACUUUGUGUUAUUUAAGGAAUUAAGAUUUUCUUUGGGGUUUUUUUUCAUUAUAAAUGUAUAAUAUUUUGAUUGCUUGUGGUUGAAAAGUUUUCUUUUUCUCAAAUCAUAGUUAUCUUUAAAUUCAACUUAUGUUUUAUUAUCUUGUCAGAAAGUCACUAUAGAUUGUAGGUGACAGAUACUUUACACCAUCACAUUAUCCUUCAGCGACAUCAUGACCUUCGACCUCUCUAACACAGUCCUUGGAUGGCUUGCUUUUGCCUAUUUGCACCCAUUUAGUGUCCAUGGUUUUUCGUCAAAACAUGCUGCUGUACAGGAUUCACUUCUUGGGCCUCUUCUAUUUAGAGCCACUUGUUCCUUUGAUCUGCCUUGUUGGCUUGCAGUACCACAUGCUUGCAUAACCCUAAGUCUGACAUCUUACAUCUGGCCCACCUUACCAUCAUCACACUGUUCACCAGCACUUGGCAAACUCUUCUGUUGAACACCAGAUCGUAAUAAACUAAUUAAAGUUCAAUGAGUGAAAAAAACAGAAGUCACCCCAAUGCCUCUGAACAUGUGCUUAAACAUCUGCCUCCAUCCACAUCACUUACUUUCACUGGACCCACCAUUACUCUUUCCUAGUCUCUCAGGAAUAUCAGAGUAAUUUUCCUUCAGGAAUCUUUCUGUCUAUAAGUCCUUUCUUGAACUGCUGAGGGUCAGCUGGGUUGGGGAUUAUCUACAUUGCUUCCUCCAAGCUGUUUAACUAUACAUGUGUAUGUUAACUAUAUAUAAGUGUAUGUUAACAGUACAUGUAUGUUCUGCCUGAACGUGAUGUUUGUCAUCCAGUCUCAUUCCCUACUGCCUUUGUCUCUUGUUAAGCCCAUCAAGCUUGCUUCCAUGUGAGGAAAUGCAUUUAUAUAAUCCUGUUAUUAUAAUAACUCAUGGAUUGCAUCUGUAAUUGAC